Cavia porcellus (domestic guinea pig) is the source of this 2120-nucleotide messenger RNA. RefSeq names its product ORMDL sphingolipid biosynthesis regulator 1 (gene Ormdl1). The transcript is spliced from 4 exons. The record is from RefSeq and is a predicted model, not a curated record. The coding region runs from base 142 to 603 and encodes 153 amino acids. Gene Ontology annotation, biological process: intracellular sphingolipid homeostasis; sphingolipid biosynthetic process; ceramide metabolic process. Gene Ontology annotation, cellular component: endoplasmic reticulum membrane. NCBI's taxonomy places the organism in Eukaryota, Metazoa, Chordata, Mammalia, Rodentia, Caviidae.
AGCCAAUCCCCUGGGAAGGAGACCGGCCUGGACAGCUUCCGCCCGCAGUGCCCUGCCUGAGCAGGCCCCGAAGAAACGGUGCUUGGGCCGCCGGCGUAUUCUGCGCGGCGCUAGCAGCCUGGAGCGAACGGCGGAGCAAACAUGAACGUUGGAGUCGCCCACAGUGAAGUGAAUCCGAAUACUCGCGUCAUGAACAGCCGGGGGAUGUGGCUGACCUAUGCAUUAGGAGUUGGCCUGCUCCAUAUUGUCUUACUCAGCAUUCCUUUCUUCAGUGUUCCUGUUGCUUGGACCUUAACAAAUAUUAUACAUAAUCUGGGGAUGUAUGUAUUUUUACAUGCAGUGAAAGGAACACCUUUUGAAACUCCUGACCAGGGUAAAGCAAGACUUCUGACUCACUGGGAACAACUGGACUAUGGUGUGCAGUUUACAUCUUCACGGAAAUUUUUCACAAUUUCGCCAAUAAUUCUAUACUUUCUGGCAAGUUUCUAUACGAAGUAUGAUCCAACUCACUUCAUCCUAAACACAGUUUCUCUCCUGAGUGUGCUUAUUCCGAAAAUGCCACAACUACAUGGUGUUCGGAUCUUUGGAAUUAAUAAGUAUUGAAAGAUUUUAAAACUGAACAAAAAUUUUUACAGCUACUAAGUUUCCUGUAAGGAAGGAGUAGUUGGUAAACUGCACUGUUUCUGUGAUAAUGUGAAAUGAGAGGUAUUUGCAUUGGGGAACCAAUUGCUGGUUUUUCAUAAUGCUAUCUUGAAGUGCAGAAGUCUAAAAGAUGCCUCUGUUUAAAGCAUCUGGUACAUUUCUGAAGAGAGGCUUUGUUGGCAAGCUGGGCAGGCCCAGCUUAUAGAUUAAUGGCAGUACAGUGAGGAUGUAGUAGAUAAAUCCAAGGAAAUAUAAGAUUUGUAAGAAUACAGGACCAACUUAACUUAGAGUGAAUGGGCAUUAUGUUACAAAAAGACAAUUUUAAUCAGUCACAGUCUUAAGGAGGCUUACUUGUGAAUGAGAAUUAUCUCUAUACAUGUUUGUUAUAGAUUGUUUCUAUUACCAUAUAUGUUCCUCUUACAUAAGAGGAUUUAUGCCCUUUUGUUUCUAUAAGCCAGUUUCUACCGUACAAGUAUGAUUUUUGGUUUUGCUGGCUAAAUAUUGUGUGUUGGUAGAUAAGGCCAGUUUUGCAUUCGUUACAUUACAGAAUUUGUGAAGGUCCUUUCAUGACUGGGGGUGGAAGAUACCAGGUAUCUUGCAGGCAGCCUCUGAGUCAGCAUCUAAUUUUGGAACAAAGUGGGUUUUACUGGUUUUCUAGAUACAAAGCUGCUAAGCCAAUUAAGAAAAUAAUUUAUUUCAAGCAGUUGAAGUAUAUGGUAGUUUAAAAAGGUCUGCUUAUUAGGUUGAGCAACUUAUUUGGUAAAGCCAUCAUUCUUUAGGAAAGGAAAUAUAAAAUAACCAUAUUGUUACCAAUGGUCGCAGAAAAUGUUUAUCUAGCAGUAGUACCAAAGGAAGUGAUAGUCUUUUUUUUUUCCUUUUUUUUAGCAAGUCUGCAGUAAAAGAUGGCAUUGUCUUUUUUAAUCCUUCCAGCUGUCAAGUUUCAUAGUUUUCCAUUAAUAUUUUGCCUUUAAAUAUUGUUACCAAAUGGUAACUAUUUCCAGAGCAAUGACCACAUUAAAUUUUUGUGACUUAAGGAAGCUUCCUCUGGUUGUUAAUAUUAAUUGCAAGAAAUAACUAUAUACUACUUGGAAAAAUAAACACAUCCAAAAACAUGGUUCUGACAUAGAGUCUGAAAAAUUCCUUAACAUUUAUAAACAAAAUUAAAUGAAAAGAGUUGUGGGUCAAAUUAAGUCAUUUUGUGUCAAUAAACUGUUAUGAAUAGUUAUCAUUGUUUCCUAUUCCAAAAGCAUAGAGCUUAGAAAUCAGUUGUAUGAUACAAAGUUGCCUUGGUACAUUUGUCUUUGCCCAUGUUUUUUUAAAUAAUUGGUAAUCUAUACUUUAAUAAAAUUUUUUUCGGGUGUAAGAUUAUUUCAAAAGUCUUCCCAGUUCAAUCAUCAAAACUAUAUUAACAUGUCUCAACUUUUUUUUAAGAACUGAAUUUGUAAAAUUACAAUAACUAAAAAUAUUCCUCUGUUUUA